This is a messenger RNA of Tarenaya hassleriana, 778 nucleotides long. Its product is annotated as probable histone H2B.3. The transcript has a single exon. NCBI's taxonomy places the organism in Eukaryota, Viridiplantae, Streptophyta, Magnoliopsida, Brassicales, Cleomaceae. The record is from RefSeq and is a predicted model, not a curated record. Gene Ontology annotation, cellular component: nucleosome. Bases 79 to 477 code for a protein of 132 amino acids. Gene Ontology annotation, molecular function: structural constituent of chromatin; protein heterodimerization activity; DNA binding. Gene Ontology annotation, biological process: nucleosome assembly.
CGUAAAUUUCUUCAUCAGGCCUCUUCGAUCAAUCUCUCUCUUUCUGUGAUUUUUGUUCUCUCUCUAGCGCGAUCGUCAAUGGCGCCGAAGGCGGAGAAGAAGCCAGCGGAGAAGAAGCCGGCGGAGAAGCAGCCGAAGGCGGAGAAGAAGAUAGCGAAGGAGGGAGGGAGCGAGAAGAAGAAGAAGAAGGCGAAGAAGAGCACGGAGACGUACAAGAUCUACAUCUUCAAGGUGUUGAAGCAGGUUCAUCCUGACAUCGGGAUCUCGAGCAAGGCCAUGGGGAUCAUGAACAGCUUCAUCAACGAUAUCUUCGAGAAGCUCGCUCAGGAAUCGUCGCGUCUCGCAAGGUACAACAAGAAGCCCACCAUCACGUCCAGGGAGAUCCAGACCGCCGUGAGAUUGGUCUUGCCUGGAGAACUGGCCAAACACGCCGUAUCUGAAGGAACGAAGGCGGUGACCAAAUUCACGAGCUCUUAGGGUAUUUUUUAAAUCGUUGUUUGAAUGUCCUUGUUAAACGGUUUCUUAUGAGAUCCGUUCUUUUGGGGCAUUGGUUUGUGGGCAUGUCAAAUGAAUGAGUCGUAAGAAACUGAUGGUGGUUUGGCAUUUGUACUUGUUCAUCAUCUUGAUCACUUUGAUCUGAUAGAUGAAGAACCGGUCAGUUUGAUCGAGCAAUUUUUGAUUUGUCUCUUUUCGAAUGGAUAUUGUCAUCUCGGCAAUGGUGAUUUAUCUCUGACGGAAUGGAUGUAAUAUGAAAUUCAAAGGAAUUGCUUUCAGAGUC